This is a messenger RNA of Salvelinus sp. IW2-2015, 3715 nucleotides long. RefSeq names its product ATPase family AAA domain containing 1a (gene atad1a). Gene Ontology annotation, cellular component: mitochondrial outer membrane. The record is from RefSeq and is a predicted model, not a curated record. Gene Ontology annotation, molecular function: ATP binding; ATP hydrolysis activity. Lineage: Eukaryota; Metazoa; Chordata; Actinopteri; Salmoniformes; Salmonidae. Gene Ontology annotation, biological process: extraction of mislocalized protein from mitochondrial outer membrane.
AACUAGACCGGAACUAUUGAGGAUUGAACCUUUGCCUCAGAUCGGUGUACAGUGCCAGUAACACUUCACAUAAUGCUAGCUAGUUCGCUGUGGGGUUGCCUAAAUUUCUUUCUCUUUCAGGCAGUUCCCUGUGCACCGCAUAUUGUCAUUCUCUGCCAAUGGGCUGACAACUGGUUGCUGAGAUGUUGCUGAAAGACAUUCCCCAGGAGGUGUUGAUGCGCCCUCUUUCCCGAAAUGAAGUAGUGGGAAUGAUAGUGAGACUGACCAUCUUUGGAGCUGCCACCUACUACGGCAUCAAAUGGGUGGUGGAGGCAAUGGACCCUACACAUAAACAGAAGAUCCAGGCCAAGAAAAGGGCAGAGCAGCUGAUGAAGCAGAUUGGYGUGGAGGGUGUCAAACUCACUGAAUAUGAGAUGAACAUUGCUUCUCACCUGGUAGAUCCACGCAGCAUGAGGGUGUCCUGGAGGGAUAUUGCAGGGCUUGAUGAGGUCAUUUAUGAGCUGCAGGACACUGUCAUCCUUCCCUUCCAGAAGAGACACCUGCUGGCUGGAUCCAAACUCUUUCAGCCUCCCAAAGGGGUGUUGUUGUAUGGGCCUCCCGGGUGUGGGAAGACUCUUAUUGCCAAGGCAACCGCCAAAGCCUCAGGAUGCCAGUUCAUCAACCUGCAGCCCUCCACUCUGACGGACAAGUGGUACGGCGAAUCACAGAAGCUCACCGCUGCUGUCUUCUCAUUGGCUGUCAAGAUCCAGCCAUGUAUCAUUUUCAUAGAUGAAAUUGACUCCUUCCUGAGGAAUCGCUCCAGUCUGGACCAUGAGGCCACAGCCAUGAUGAAGGCCCAGUUUAUGAGCUUGUGGGACGGGCUGGAGACUGGGGCAAGCAGCCAGGUGAUGGUGAUGGGGGCCACGAAUAGACCACAGGAUCUGGACCCAGCCAUACUGCGCAGAAUGCCCACCACCUUUCACGUGGGCCUACCAACUACAAGACAGAGGACAGAGAUACUGAAGUUGAUCCUGGCAGGAGAAAAUCUAAGCAAUGCCAUUAAUCUGAAGGAGAUAGCAGAGAAGUCGGAGGGUUCAUCAGGCAGUGACCUCAGGGAGCUGUGUCGUGAUGCUGCCAUGUACCGUGUUAGAGACUACGUCCGCAAGCAGCAGAUGAAACAGAUAGCCCAGCAGAUGCAGGAGGAGGACGAGGAAGACAAAGCAGGGGUGGAGGAGCGUCUGCGGCCCAUCACCCAGCUGGACCUGCUGUUCGGCCUGGACAAGAUGAAGGAGUCCAAAAAGGCCACCAUGCCCCAGGAACUCAUACCCCGAGAGGUGCCUCUGGACUAAACCUUUCUUUCAGACACCCUUUACAAAUGCAUUGUUACUGACCAGUGGUAUACCCAAGUGUUUAUCCCCCCCAUACACACACACACACACAUAUCCCAGUCCUAGCACAGUGUUCCAAAGCAGUCCGAGAGAGAUGUCUCUGGACCACAAUCUCUCUGUACCCCUUCUCUUAUCCCACACCAAUACCCUUCAGUAUCCAGUUAAUUCCUACUGUCUGUUCACUGUUACAGAUUGAAUUGACCAACUAAUUCCAACCUCCCACACAGUGUCCCAGAACAUUCCCAUUGCCCUGAGUCAUCAUAAAAUACUAGAGCCUUAGAAACGGCCUUUGUACAUUAAGCUGGGGAGCAGGGCUGUCCACUGUAACGCUGUCGAACAGACGGCACAGGGUGAGAGGGACCGGACUGAGUCUGUCUCUUAGAACUCUGUCAUCAAUGUUAUUAUUAUUUCUUUGUGUCACACAAAUCGUAUGAGAAAAUGUGAAUCGAUAUUGGUUUUUAAUCAUGCUUUAAAAAAAUACUGAAUAAGGAAUAUUACUGUAUUUGCACUGUCAAUGUUCUUUUGGGCAAGCACUAAACUGUCCCAAGUGUCUAGUUGUCUGCAUGUCUAAGUAAUAGAAUGAGAAACAUUAGGUACACAAUAGUACACGUGUUACAAUUAACAAAGACCAAGAGUCCCUGGGAGUUGAAUCAGUUGGUAAAUCUGAUAUUCUGAAUCUACUUUUUAUUGKAUGUUCACUGUAUUUAAUACUGUACUUCUCCAAAUAUUGGAUUGAAACUACUGACUACAUUAUUAAUCUUUACUGACGAAGGUAGCUGCCUCAUGUCUUUUGUUUUAUGUCACAGUAAUAUGCCCUUCAUUGGUCUGCUGUCUUACAAUCUAAUGUUCUUGAAAUCAUUUUAUGAUUUAUAAUGUGAAAAAGCAGCUGUGCUUUUGCCAGUUCCAUUAUCAACAACCUUCAAACAUGGGUAUUGACCAGCACAGCAGUCUGUCAAAAUGUCAAUCAUUCCAGUCUGUCUCCAUGGAAACUAGACAGAGUUCUACAGUUAGGCCUUGGUCUCUAGUGUGACCCAUUGUCUGCUGUUUUCUGUUCUUUCAAACAAGAAUCUGAUUUUGACCUGGGAAACCAGGUUUGUGCACCUUGUGAGAAAUCCAUUUCCUGGAAAAAGAAAACAACAGACCUUCUCAGGUCCCUUACUCUCGGAGGACCAUUGUUGUCCAACUACAGUCUGGUAGAAUUGGACUGUAGUCAGGCACACCGAUCCAUUAUUUUAUUUUGGACAACGCAGAUUGUUCCUUUUGUUUGUCAGAAUAUUACAAUGUGCAACUCUGGAAUGGGCUUUUCUCAGUCUUGCUCAUUAGCCCUCUACUUAACUUACUCUCAGUAAUAUGAAUAGGGAGGCUGCCGUUGACUAAGGAUUGGCCAGUCAGAGUUUCCUCUGAAGAGUGACCACAGGCUGGUGCUGUGGCUCCGCUACUCUCAGGUCGGCAGUAUGAGUGGCAGGUCUGGGUGUGGAGUCGGACUAUUCCCCCAGACAAAACACAGUACAGUACCCUUUGUACUUAACUGUGAAGAGACACAUUAUACAUGGGUCUACAAGUUAUAUGUGGCUCACUGAAAAUCCCCGAUCCCCAUUGUAUGUAAAUUGUGUGGAACUGGGCAGAUCCAGCUGUUUAGAAAAGCUUAAGCAGUCCCACUCCCUGUGUAUUUAUUUCCCACUUCCUUCCCCACUGGCUUUCACUUUCUUUCCCUCUGCAUAAUCUGGUUUUGUUUUUUGAUAAUGAUCCUCACUAUGUAUAAUCCACGGCUGGAUGCUGUCCAAGGUUGCCCACUAUCCCUUCACUAUUCACCCACUAUCCCACUAUUAUUUCCCUUAAUUCACCUCAUCUGUGGUGCAGCAUUGUCUCUAGAGCAUAUCUCUGAUUUAACUCAUCUGCUUCAUACCAGGCUUUCAAAAAAUGUCCUAGCUUGCAUAGCACUCUGACAGUCAUGUUUGCAUUGGUUUUCUGUAGGCGCUAACAAUAACCAUAGUAUUUGGCUAGGUCAAUAGAGGACUGCUAGACCUCUACAAAGUCUGCUAAUCUCGUGGGCCCAUUUGGGAAUGGAAAAGAUUUGGUCAGAUAAAUCUGAGUGUAUUUUUAAAAGCAAAGGACAGCCCUUCCAAAAUGAAAUGUUUUGGCUGACUUGGUUUCCCUGAGGGUAGAGGGUGCUACCAAAGAUGUUAUUGCCAAAGCGUGGAUAAAUUGAUGCUGGCAGUUGAAUGAUUUUUACAUUUCUAACACAUCUUGUGAUACUGUUGAUGCGUAUGUGUGCCAUCUGGUUUUUGACUCCCAACUAACCCAAUUCAUCUUCAUAAGAAGCAUUAAAAUGUGGGUCAAAAAGCAAA